CCGUCCCGGGACUGGAUUGUUCUGCAUGAAGACAGUCUGGAAAGUAUGAGCAUUUUACAGCAUUGAACAGGAAAAUCGAUCCACAGCUGCAGAGAACUGCUGGACAACAACUUCUGGAACAAACCCCAUCCUAUGCGAGGGACAUUUUUUAACUUUUUUUGUGCCUCACACCAAAAUUAUGUAAUCUGAAUAACCAACAUGUUUUAUUGCAGAACAUUACAAAUGUUUUUGUGGCUUAUGAACUCCAAAAUUAUGGUUUUGGUGGAUCCUCUGAAGCAGACAUAUGUGGGUAGAUACCUCCAGGACUGAAAACAAAAAUGCUUUUUCACAAAUCAAGCAAAUGAUCGUCUAGACUGGGACCUCUGGGCUUCUACCCGUGGAUGAUUUAAAAUAGCCUCUAACAAACCUUCAGCAUACGGUUGACACCAUGCCUUACCAUGAUGAGGAGUACCCAGGCCAGCCUCUCUGGCAGUCUGUGCUGCUCUUCUGCUGCAAGGGAAUGAUCGAGGUCAUCAUGGUCAUCCUCUUCUUCUGGCUCCUGGUGCAGGUCCUCUUCACCAAACAGUUAGAAGUUCACCUCCAGAUUCUUCUUUUGGUUGGACUGAUUGUCUUUUGUCUGAGUUUGAUCCUGGGAUGUAUUAUGUGUUGGAGGAGCAGUAAUAUUUGUCUACCGGCAGACAAAGCUCCUGUGACGUCAGAAGCUCCUGCUGAACCUGUGACCUUGUCCCAGAACCAACCUGCCUCGGCAGCAGCAUCAUCCAGGCAGCAGUACGAGGAGCUGGACGGAGAUGUGUUGGAGUACCCAUCCACGUUCACCAGUCCUGCCCCUUCGGACGGUGAAUUUACCUCUCUGCCAUUAUCUAAUCAAGCUGCCUCUGAGCAAAGGGAGCAAUCAAAGUCUGUUUUUUCCUUUCGUCGCCUCAGCACCCCAUUGCUAACGUCACCUCUUUAUAAACCCAUAGACCCUGGCCAUGCUUCCCUACCUUCAUUUCCCAAACUGGGGUUGUUGGCUAGAACACGAAAGGCUCUUCAGAGGCGCUGCACUGUGACUGAUGAUACUGUAUCUUACAGUGAACACAGCAGACUCACCAGCCCUGGUGCUGUUUCUCCUUCUAUGCCUGAAAAACCAAUCCCACUGGCUCUGCUGAACUAUGGCUCAAGUGCAAGCUGCAAGGAGCCAAUAUUAUCAAAACCUUAUCUCCAUUUCACUAUGGCCUUUUCUUCAGAGCAGCAAGCCCUGGUAGUCACUGUCCUCAACCUCACUGGGACGCCUUACAGGCUGGAGGAUGUUUCUCUGCUGGGCUGCCUGCCGCCUCUGUACCCCUGCCCCAUACAGGCCUCUGUCCAGAGCAGCUUCAGCCCUGAAGCCCACAGCCUGGUGCUGCUGCUGAAGGUGAGGUCUGUGAAGGAGCUCCAGAAGUGUGUCCUGAGAAUAGCUGUUUAUGCACGGGAGCCACAGAGCCUGAGAGGCACCGCUCUGGGUGAAGUGGAGGCCGAGUGUGAAGGAAGAGACUGGAGGCCAGAGCGUCCAUUUCACUUCACCAAAGAGCUUCAUCCAAACAAAGAGAAAAUAAAUCAGAGUCUGAUCUCCCAGGAUGCACUGACAUGUAAGGGGCUUAGCUGUCCUCCGCAGAUCUUCAUUUUGCUGCAGUAUCAGUCUCUGACUCACCGGGUCAAAGCUACAGUCCUCAGAGGUGAUAACCUCGACAGCCUCGCUCCCAUGCCGACAGCUGCAGAUUACCAGGUGGUGAUUAAUCUUCACCAUGAUGGAGUUUUGAUCAGCAGCAGAGAAACUAAAGAAGAGUCCAGCACUGUGUGGAAUACUUCUUUCCUGUUUGACCUGCCUCCAGGAGACAUCAGUCAGCUGCCCUUAUUACUUGAGUUCCUCGUCAUGCAGAUUCAGGUCCUGUCAGAGCGCAAAGUUGUGGGUCGAGUCCUCAUCGGAGCAGCGACUGCAGAUGCAGGACGAGCUCACUGGAGGGACGUAUGCAACUGGAAGGUGGAGCAUGCUCGCUGGCACACCGUUCAGCCAGAACUGCUGUAGAGAUCUGACACACGUCCUCAAAAAAACUAACAGUGGAGCAGAUGUACUGUCGAGCUCACUGAGGCAUCCAGAAUGAGGUGUGACGUGAAGCUGAUGUUGAGAUACAUGAACUGAUUGUAUGAGAAAUCAAAUCUUUAAACAUGGCCUUAUUGCAAUGUAACAGCCACUGAAUUUGUCUAUUUAAAGUGCACCAGAUGACUUUUUAAAUGACUGAAGGAAUUAUCAGUCAUCUCUUGUAACUAUUUAGUAUUUUAGUAAAACAAAAAAAGUAUAAGCAUGAAGGUGACUGAACUGAGCUUAACACAUGGGGUCUUAAUCCAGAAAUACUGACGAUUUAUUGUGACUAAAAUACCCUUUGCCAUUCAUUUAAUGAGUGAGCAAUAUGCUGCACACAAAAAUGCAGUUUUUAUACCCUCUUGUACAUCUUUAAUUUCACAGUUCUCAAAAGAUACACUUAAAAUGUCUUGUUCUUUAAAAUGAUGUGAGGAACCAUAUUAUUUAUAUGAAUAAAACACAGUUUUACCUCGGGUA
Molecule: messenger RNA, 2575 nt
Organism: Amphiprion ocellaris (clown anemonefish)
Lineage: Eukaryota; Metazoa; Chordata; Actinopteri; Pomacentridae
Gene: syt18b
Product: synaptotagmin XVIIIb
Exons: 5
Coding region: 428-2044 (538 amino acids)
Source: RefSeq, a predicted model, not a curated record